Messenger RNA from Adineta steineri, 978 nucleotides. Lineage: Eukaryota; Metazoa; Rotifera; Eurotatoria; Adinetida; Adinetidae. The record is from the annotation of a GenBank genome assembly.
AUGAAUACCGGACGACAAAGUCAUACGGCAUCUACAUUAGCAAAUGGAUCAGUAUUAGUUGCAGCUGGAUAUUACAAUGGUAUUAUCACUAGUGCUGAAUUGUACAAUCCAUUAACAGGCACUUGGACAACUACAGGAAGCAUGAGUGUCGCACGACAAUAUCACAUAGCAUCCAUGUUAGCAAAUGGAUCAGUAUUAGUUACUGGUGGAAAUGCCGGUGGCUCUAUAAAUAGUGCUGAAUUGUAUAACCCAUCAACAGGUAACUGGACAACUACAGGAAACAUGAAUGCCGCACGAUGUUUUCACACAGCAUCUAUAUUAGCAAAUGGAAAAGUAUUAGCUACUGCUGGAUUGUUGGGUAGUAGCACUGCUUUGAAUAGUGCUGAAUUGUACAAUCCAUCAACAGGUACUUGGAUAGCUACAGGAAGUAUGAAUACUGCACGAUAUUAUCACACAGCAACCACAUUAGCAAAUGGAUCAAUAUUAGUUGCUGGUGGAAGUAGUGGUAGUGUUUCUCUGAAUAGUGCUGAAUUGUACAAUCCAUUAGCAGGCACUUGGACAACUACAGGAAGCAUGAAUGCCGCACGACAAUAUCAAACAGCAUCCAUAUUAGUCAAUGGAUUAGUAUUAGUUACUGGUGGAAACAGUGGUGCUACUACUGUGAAUAGUGCUGAAUUGUACAAUCCAUUAACAGGCACUUGGACAACUACAGGAAGCAUGAGUGUCGCACGAUAUUAUCACACAGCAUCCACAUUAGCAAAUGGAUUAGUAUUAGUUACUGGUGGAUAUAACAGUGGUGGUAAUUAUUUCAAUAGUGCUGAAUUGUACAAUCCAUCAACAGGUACUUGGACAUCUACAGCAAACAUGAACGCCGCCCGAGAAUCUCACACAGUAUCCAUAUUAACAAAUGGAAAAGUAUUAGUUGCUGGUGGAGGCAACAGUGGUCCUGGUGAACUCAACAGUGCUGAACUUUAUUAA